Solanum dulcamara is the source of this 1467-nucleotide messenger RNA. RefSeq names its product tropinone reductase-like 3. Bases 37 to 795 code for a protein of 252 amino acids. The transcript has 6 exons. Gene Ontology annotation, molecular function: oxidoreductase activity. The record is from RefSeq and is a predicted model, not a curated record. Lineage: Eukaryota; Viridiplantae; Streptophyta; Magnoliopsida; Solanales; Solanaceae.
AUGACAUAUUGUUCCGCCUAAUUACAGUUGACUUCGAUGAUCUUUAUAAUUGGAUUAUUAAAUUCAGAACAUCCUCAUCGUCUAUCCUUGGUCAUUUUAGUUGGAUUUGAUUUGAAGGUGCUUCUGUUGUUAUCUCAGAGACUUGGAUUUGAAGGUGCUUCUGUUGUUAUCUCCUCUCGCAAACAGGAAAAUGUAGAUGAAGCAGUAAAGAAACUGAGAGAUGGAGGAAUUGACGUGUUGGGAUUAGUAUGUCAUGUCUCAAAUGCACAACAGAGGAAGAAUUUGAUAGACAAAACCAUUCAGAAAUAUGGGAAACUAGAUGUGGUUGUGUCAAAUGCCGCUGUCAAUCCUUCAGUAGAUGCAAUCUUAGAAACUAAAGCAUCAGUCCUUGACAAGCUUUGGGAUAUCAAUGUCAAAGCGUCUAUACUAUUACUACAAGAUGCAGCUCCUUACCUUAAGAAUGGUUCAUCAGUUGUUCUAAUUUCCUCAAUUUCUGGUUACUCGCCACCAGCUUCAAUGGGUAUGUAUGGGGUGACAAAAACUGCGCUACUCGGACUUACAAAGGCUCUUGCAGCUAAAAUGAGUCCAGAUACUCGUGUAAACUGUGUAGCACCAGGUUUUUUACCUACCCAUUUUGCUGAUUUCAUCACGAGUAAUGAACAAGUGAGGACAGAGAUUGAGGGUAAGACAUUACUCAAUAGGCUUGGAACAACACAAGAUAUGGCUGCGGCUGUUGCUUAUUUGGCUUCUGAUGAUGUUGCUUAUGUAACUGGAGAAACUCUGGUUGUUGCUUGAGGAAUGCCUUCGAGACUCUGACUUCUCGAUUGCAGUGCCUCCCCUUGUGGUUUUAGCUCGCUUGCGUCGGGCUAGGAGGGACAUGCUUAUGAUGUUAUGCAAGUCCUGUGACCGGUACCAAGGGGAAGCAUGAAUCAGACCAAUAAGACACUGCUCUCUGCAUGUCGUUACAACAACAGAAGCCCACACUGGAAUUUCAUUACCUUAUUCCUUAAACCACUUUUGUAGAACUUCUUGCUUUUAUCUCUCUUCACCUUGAGAGCAAAUGGCAGGGUGUCACGUCCCGAGAGGGUACCCUAGACAUGACCGGCACUCAGAAACCAUUUCUGGCUCCCAAGCGAACCACAUAGCCGAAUCACACAUCCGUUCAUUCAUUCAAUCAGCGGAAGACUUAAAAUAAAGAGAAUAUAUGGCGGGCAACUCAAAUCAUCAAUCUAACUCAAGAAUAAAGGUCGUGGGCCAACAAAUCAACUCCAAUAUUUGUCAUUUAAAAAUAGUUUAACAAGAAUAAUUCAAGGAAAGAAAUGCUCAAUCGACCCAUUACUAUCUAGUCUAUGAAGCCUCUAUCACAACUAUCUAAUUGGUACCAAUGACAUGUUCAUGGCUACCUCAAAUUAAAAUGGAAAGGGCUAACUCGACGCGAGAAUAACAUAAGUGGUGUCCCCCAAAUGU